Molecule: messenger RNA, 1452 nt
Organism: Strongyloides ratti
Lineage: Eukaryota; Metazoa; Nematoda; Chromadorea; Rhabditida; Strongyloididae
Product: Glycoside hydrolase, family 1 and Glycoside hydrolase, catalytic domain and Glycoside hydrolase, superfamily domain-containing protein
Exons: 2
Coding region: 1-1452 (483 amino acids)
Biological process (GO): carbohydrate metabolic process
Molecular function (GO): beta-glucosidase activity
Source: RefSeq, a predicted model, not a curated record
AUGAUUCAAAGAGUAGUAAUUGUAAUUUUAUUAAUAUAUUUUUAUUAUGUAGAAGUAUGUUUAUCAUUCAAGAAAAAUUUUAUAUGGGGAGUGACGUCAGCAGCUUAUUCUAUUGAAGGAGGAUAUUUGGCGGAUGGAAAAGGAAUGUCAAAUUGGGAUUAUUAUAGUAAUAAAUUUAUGAAUGAAAAUGGUAAUAUAAGUUGUGAUUGUUAUAAUAAUUUAGAAAAUGAUUUAUUAUUAAUAAAAAGUUUAAAUGUUACACAUUAUAAAUUUUCAAUAUCAUGGAGUCGUAUUUUACCUCAAGGUGAUAGUUUAUUUAUAAAUAAAAAAGGUAUUGAGUAUUAUGAUAAAUUAAUAAAUGGUUUAUUAAAUAUUAAUGUUGAACCUAUUGUUACAAUGGUAUAUUAUGAUAUUCCUCUUGUAUUAGAAGAUAUGGGUGGAUGGAUGAAUGAUAAAAUACAAGAUUAUUUUUAUGAAUAUGCUAUUUUAUUAUUUGAUAGAUAUAAUGAUAAAGUAAAAUAUUGGAUUACAAUAGAAGAUCCCUAUAGUAUGAUAAUGAAUGGAUAUGGAGGAACGAUAGAAAAAUGGGCACCAGGUGGAUAUGAACAAUUAGGUAAUACAAGUAUAUAUAAUGGAUUUUAUAAUAUAUUAAAAUGCCAUGGAAAAGUAGGAAAAUUAUAUAAAGAAAAAUAUAAUAAUGGAAUGAUAGGAAUAUCUUUUACUUCAUUUCCAAUAUUUCCAUUAACAGAUAUUGAUAUAAAUCGUUCAGAUAUGAUUUUUCAUCUAUCAUUUGGUUUAUUAGGAAAUCCUAUAUUUGGUAAAAAUGGUAAUUAUCCUAAUGAAGUAUUAGAAUUAUUUCAAAAAAAAACAAAUAAUGAAAAAAGAAGUUUACCCCGUUUAAGACUAUUUAAUAUAGAUGAAAUAAAAGAAUUAAGAAAUUCAAGUGACUUUAUAGGAAUAAAUUAUUAUGGUACAAAUAAUAAAAUAUCAGAUAUAAAUAAUAAUGAUAUUAUAAAAUGGAAUAAUAUAGAAAGAGUAUAUAAUCAACUAGCAUUAGAAAUAGAUAGUAUAAUACUAAAAAAUAAAUCUAUUGAGGAUGAAUUCAAUUAUUGGAAUGGGGGAUUAAAAUAUACCUUAAAAUAUAUUAAAAAAUAUUAUAAAAAUAUACCAAUAUUAAUAACAGGAAAUGGAAUUUAUGAAAAUAAAUUUAUUACCAAAAAUAGGUAUAUGAAAGAACAUUUAGAAAUUAUUAAUGAUGCUAUUGAAAAUAACUAUAAUAUUAUUGGAUAUUGUUUUAGAAGUUUAUUAGAUGGAUUUGAAUGGAAUUGGGGAUAUAAUCAAAAAUUUGGUUUAUAUGAAGUAGAUUUUGAAAGUGAAAAUAAAAUAAGAAAACCAAGAAAUAUAGUUUCUUAUUAUAGAAAUAUAAUAAAAAAUAAUGGACAUAUUUUAUAA